AUGGAGCCACUUAGAAAAAGAGUCAAGGUAUAUCAAUUAGAUAGCAACGGAAAAUGGGAUGAUAAAGGUACAGGACAUGUAUCAUGUAUAUAUUUAGAUAAUAUUUGUGCAUUGGGAUUAUUGGUGAAAUCAGAAAAUGACAAUUCUAUCAUCCUACAAACCAAACUAUCAGCUGAAGAUAUUUAUCAAAAACAACAGGAUUCACUUAUAGUGUGGACAGAACCAGAAAGUCAGUUAGAUCUAGCAUUAUCUUUUCAAGAUUCGGUCGGUUGUCAAGAAAUUUGGGAACAUAUUUUACAAUAUCAAAAACAAAGAGCAAGUUGUGAUGGUGUAGAUGUAGAUUUACCUCAAAUAUCAGCUAAUAAUUUACAAAUAAUUGUUGAUUUUUUAGAUGCUCAUUUACCAAUAAUGGAUAAAGAUAGGGUUGUAAAUUUAAUCAUUAAAGAGGAAUAUAUUAAAAACUUAUUAGAAUUAUUCGAUGAACUAGAAAAAAAAGAUGACAAGCCCCAACUAUGUCAUAUGUUUAACAUAUUUAAAAAUUUAAAUGACCCUGAAAUUUCAGAUAAUAAUAGAAUUAAACAUAGAGAGUUUUUAAAUCAUAGUGUUGUAUUCAAACAAGUUGUUAAAUUUCCAUCAAAGAGUUUAGUUAAUAUUAUUCACCAAACCUUUAGAAUUCAAUACUUAAAGAUGUUAUUUCUCCAAAUUCAAAAAAGUGAAAAAAAUUCAGAAGAAAGAAAAGAUUUAAUUUUAUUCCUCCAAGAUUUAUGUAAUUUAGCUAAAGGUCUUCAAAUUCAAAGUAAAACAACAUUUUUCACAGUUUUAGCAUCAUAUGGUUUAUUUAAAACACUAUCAUCAACAUUGGACGAUGAAAUUGUACAAACUAGAAUCUCGAGUACAGAAAUUAUUUUAUCAACUUUACUUCACGAUCCAGAGAUUUUAAGAUCUCACUUGACUUCAUCCGCCAAUGGUGGCAAUAAUAGCAAAUUCCUCACUCAAUUAAUUAACUUAUUUAUAAAAGAUCAAGAUAUUGGUGUCAAAAAUCAGAUUGUUGAAAUUAUUAAAACCCUUUUAGAAGCUGACUCUUACGACUCAAGUGAGUUUUUUAGACUAUUUUACGAAAAAGGCAUCAAUUUAUUAGUAUCACCUUUGAAUGAAACAUAUAAAGGUGAGCCAACAAUCCCGGGUGACCCAAGUAGCAAUUUAGAUUCUUUUGUUCUUUAUAAUAUUAUAGAGUUAAUAGUUUAUUGUAUCAAACAUCAUUUUUUUAGAAUCAAGCAUUUUAUUGUUGAAGAAGAUAUUGCCAAAAAGAUAUUAAAGUUUUCAAAUAGCAACGAAAGAUAUUUAAUUUUGGGCUCUAUUAGAUUUUUUAGAAGUAUGGUAAAUAUGAAGGAUGAUCUCUAUAAUCAACACAUUAUUCAAGAAAAUCUCUUUGAACCAAUUAUCGAAAUCUUCAAAGCGAAUAUUUCAAAAUACAACCUUCUCAACUCUGCUAUUAUUGAAUUGUUCCAAUUUAUUUAUAAGGAAAAUAUUAGGGAUCUCAUUAUUUACUUGGUCGAAAAAUAUAAAGAUGUAUUCCAAACUGUAACAUAUACCGAUGUCUUAAAACAACUAAUAUUAAAAUAUGAACAAAUUAAAGAUUCAUUUGGAAGCCCAGAAAUAUCUUGUACAACUAGUAAUAAUAACAAUAACAAUAACAAUAACAAUAAUAAUAAUAAUAAUAAUAAUAGAGUUUUAAAUAAUAGUACCGGUGGAAUUUUAAAGAAUUUAAAUAGAUAUCAAAAAAGUCAAAGAGAAAUCGAUGAAGAAGAGGAAGAGGCUUAUUUCAACGACGAUGAUGAUGACGAGGAUGAAAACGAUAGUAUUACUGCCAAGGUUGUAGAAAAAGAUGAAAUUGUAAAUGAAGAAAAAGAAAAAAUAUUAAUAUUAAACAGUGAAGAGGAAAAAGAAAAACUGCAAGAAGAGGAAGAAGAGGAGGAAGAAGAGAAGGUACAAAUAAAAAAAGAAGAAAAAGCAAAAAUAAAGGAAAAAGAAAAGGAGGAAAAAGAAGAAAAAGUUGAAAACGAAAAUUGUAAAAAUAAAAUAAUAUAUAACGAAAAUUUAGAAAGCGAAAAAAUUGUAGAUAAUGGUAACAAUAAUAAUAAUAGCAAUAACAAUGAUAAUGAAAAUGAUAAAAUGGAACCAGAUGAAACUGUUGCCAGCUAUAGUAAUUUAGGAAGUAGUAACAAUAAAAAUAAUAAAAACUCAGAUGGAGAAAUUGAACAAAAGAAAAUACCAAAAAGAAAGUUGGAAAAUACAAAUGGUUUUGAUGAAAAUAAUGAAAAUAAUGGCGAAUCUUCAAUCAAAUUAUCAAAUCAUAGUACCGGAAAUAUUAAUAAUAAUAAUACAAAUGAAGAUAGUGACUCUGUUUCAAGUGCAUCAGAAGAGGAUGAGGAAGAUCAACCAUCUUUAGAAAAUGGUAAACACAAGAAAUUUAAGAGAAGUAAAAAGGACAGCAAAAAGGAUAGUAGCAACAAUAACAAGCCCACUCCAAGUGAGUUACAUGUUUAA
Dictyostelium purpureum is the source of this 2547-nucleotide messenger RNA. RefSeq lists its product as uncharacterized. The coding region runs from base 1 to 2547 and encodes 848 amino acids. Gene Ontology annotation, molecular function: protein phosphatase activator activity. The record is from RefSeq and is a predicted model, not a curated record. The transcript has 5 exons. Gene Ontology annotation, biological process: DNA damage response; protein dephosphorylation. NCBI's taxonomy places the organism in Eukaryota, Evosea, Eumycetozoa, Dictyosteliales, Dictyosteliaceae. Gene Ontology annotation, cellular component: nucleoplasm; protein phosphatase 4 complex.